Drosophila ficusphila is the source of this 1241-nucleotide messenger RNA. RefSeq names its product glucose-6-phosphatase 2 (gene G6P). Gene Ontology annotation, cellular component: membrane. Lineage: Eukaryota; Metazoa; Arthropoda; Insecta; Diptera; Drosophilidae. Gene Ontology annotation, molecular function: glucose-6-phosphatase activity. The coding region runs from base 117 to 1172 and encodes 351 amino acids. The record is from RefSeq and is a predicted model, not a curated record. Gene Ontology annotation, biological process: gluconeogenesis; glucose 6-phosphate metabolic process. The transcript has 5 exons.
GACUAAGGAUGUUUAUCAGCAACCGAGUAAGCCGUGAUAAAUAUUUCACGUAGUCACGGAGCAGCAAACAAAUCAAAUCAAAAAAACCAGAAGCAAUAAUACAAAAAGCAAAAGAAAUGGAGGCUAUGAAGGACUUGGCCCUUGAGACCUACAACAUAACACUCAAUCGGGAGUUGUUCAUCAACGAAUGGGCACAAGAAAGGUUGAGUUAUGCGGAGCCCCUUUGGCAUUUCUUCAGCUUACGACUUGAGCCAAACAACCUCAUCACCUUUCUGAUUCCCUUGAGCGGCAUCUUUGGCCAGGAAAUGCUAGUGCAUCUUCUGGCGGCGGUCAGCCUGGUCAGCACCUUGAACUCCUUCGAAAAGUGGAUCUUUCCGGAGAUGCGGCCUUUGUGGUUCCUGCGGGAGCAGUUUGCCGAUAGCAAAGUAGUCGUUAAGCCAAAUGUGGCCCUGUCGAGCCACCUGCUGAGCUGCGAGACGAGUGGCGGGCUGCCCUGCGGCCACUCGAUGACCUUCACGGUUUACGUCCUCAUCGUGUCAUCCUACGUCUUUGUCUACUGCUGGGAUCGCUUCGAGUCCUGGCGAUCGUCCUUCCACCGCUGCCUUACGUACCUGGUGAUCAUCUGCCUGGUGGUCUGCAUGUGGCUGAGCCGCCUCUACAUGGCCACCGAGUUCCUGCACCAGUGCAUCCUGGGCAGCUACUUCGGGAUCAGGGCUCUCAACACCUUCGAGGGCAACAUGAAGUACUUGUACUCCCGGCCACGUGGAUAUGCGUUGGCGUGCGUUUCCUUUCUUGGAGCACUUGCACUCACCGUUUACUUUGUAAAGCUGAGGCUCAACAUGGAUCCCCAUUUUGCAGUGCGACAGGCCUUUAAAUGGUGCCCGGAACCCACUUACAUGCGCCACGAAGCAAGUACAAUUUUUCUACUCGUCAGAGAUCUGGGAAAUCUUAUGGGCCUGGCACUGGCCUCUCCUCUCGAUAAAGUCAAGACCUCAAGGGACUCAACAUUUCUUCGGCGUUGCAGUGUCCUUGGAGUUUUGGAGCUCGUCAACUAUGGACUGCGUCUUGGCACUCCAAAGCAACACGGUCGUUUUGCCUUCUUGGCCUAUGAGUUUCUAAGAAACGUCUUUCAUUCCCUAAUACUUGUAAAGUUCGUUACCAAAUUUUACUAGAUUAAGGUAUUUUUUUUUUAAUUUUGUACAAAAAGAACCUAGGCAAUUACAUUUAAAAAUUCCAAAUAA